UUUUUAUCCCUUUAAAUAUCUUUUUAGGAAUUGAUUCAUGUAAAUGGUUACUCAGUGAUGGACGAUUUCAAGGCUUUAGUAUUUGGCAACCAUAUGGAUGUAUGAUGCAUUCUUACACAUCUGGGGAUUCUCAGAUGUGUCUUCAGUACAUAGCUUAUUGGGGUGGUAAAACACAUAUUGUUUUCAUUGGUGACUCUCGUAUUAGACAGUUAUUCUAUGGCUUUGUAUCUUUAAUAAACCCAAAGUAUGAGGUAGGAGAUCGUUUUGUUCAUCAUGAUUUACAUUUUGGAAAUGAAGAACUAAAAGUUAAUGUUGAUUUCAUAUGGGCACCUAUGGUUAACCAAUCUAUGUUUGACAUAUAUAAGUCUUGGCUGCAGGAUGCCAGUAUAAGGCCAUCACUUAUUGUAACUGGCAGUGGAGUAUGGGCUAUAAAAAUAAGUAAUGCUAGUAUGGAAAUGUUUGAAAGUUACCAAAGGAAUUUAACUGAACUGAUGCCUGUUCUAAACAGCUUAACACCAAGCACAAAAGUAUUAUGGGUUUUGCAGGAUCCAGUUUUAACCGAAAAAUUACAUCCUUCAAGAAGAAUGAUCACCAAUGAACAAAUUGAUUUGUAUAACAAAGCUGCCAUGGAUAUUUUUCAUCAUAGUAAAGUUUUAAUAUGGAGUUCCUCUCGAUUGGUUUGUCAGGGAUUGUAUCAAGAUCAAGAAGAUGGUUUACACAUGGGCAAAAAUGCCCUUAAUUAUGCAGUUCAAAUACUUUUGAACAUGUAUUGCAAUGACCACAUGAAUUACAAUGAUGGGACAUGCUGCAGUAGUCCAGAGCCAGUAACUGUCUUGCAGCUGGUUGUAUUUUCCAUUCUAGGAGUGAGUUGCUGCAUAGCUUUAGCAAUGGGAAUUCAUUGGAAAUGGAUUAAUAGGAAAACGUGUAAUGCAAUCAUAUUGAAUUCAGAUGAUGGGAAAAAAGAAACAUCAUUUUAUGAAUUAUGCACAUCCCUUGCUCGCCUUGGUAUUGUAAUGGCUUAUUUUUUUCUAUGUGACAGGACUAAUUUUUUCAUGAAAGAAAACAAGUACUUUACGUAUACAACUUUUUUCCUGCCUUUAGGAUACCUUUUUGCUCUUGGGUUAUUUUUUACUGAGGAAAGUCAGUUUACUCAGAUUCUUCACAGAGAUCAAACUAAUGAGUGGAAAGGCUGGAUGCAAUUGGUAAUAUUAAUUUAUCAUAUGACUGGAGCAAGUCGUAUCUUACCAAUAUACAUGCAUGUGCGUGUUCUUGUAACAUCAUACCUUUUCUUAAGUGGAUAUGGACAUUUUACAUAUUUCUAUCAAUAUGGUGAUUUUGGAUUUUUCCGAUUGUGGCAAGUUAUUUUUCGUCUUAAUUUUCUGGUGGUUGUUCUAUGCCUUUGUAUGAACCGUCCAUAUCAAUUCUAUUAUUUUGUGCCUUUGGUGUCCUUCUGGUUUAUUGUGAUGUUCUUAACUUUGAAGUCAGUACCUCAAGUUACAGCUCCAUUAGCAGAAGCCAAUCCACUGCAGAAUUUCUAUAUGGUUCUGAAGUUUGUUGCUCUGUUUGGAAUAGUUACUGUUUUAUAUAUGUCUGAGGUUUUCUUUGAAAAGAUUUUUGUUACACGUCCAUGGAAAGCAUUAUUUGUUACUACUGAUGAUUCUAUCAAAGAAUGGUGGUUUAGGUGGAAGAUUGAUCGCUAUAGUGUAACAUUUGGAAUGUUGUUUGCUUUUGGUCUGCAUCUUCUUAAGCAGUAUCACAUUUUAGAUGACAAAAAUAGAGGGAAUUUAUUUUCCAGGGGCAUUUCUUUAACAGUAGCUUUUGCUGCAUUUGUAGGACUAGGGGGCUAUGCAAUAUUUGCAUUUCUGUGCCGAAAUAAACUUGAAUGCAAUGAAAUUCAUCCAUACAUUUCAUUUGUUCCAAUACUUUCAUAUCUCAUCCUAAGGAAUAUAAGUGGCUACUUGCGAACAAAGUACAGCAUGUUCUUUGCAUGGUUUGGCAACAUCUCAUUAGAACUUUUUAUUGCUCAGUAUCACAUAUGGCUUGCUGCUGACACACAUGGAGUUUUGGUAUUAGUUCCUGGUUACCCUGUUCUUAAUGCAUUAGUGACAUCUUUCAUUUUCAUUUGUGUUGCCCAUGAAAUUCAUGUUUUAACUGAUAUCCUUGUUAAAUAUGCUGUACCUGCCGACUGGAAAUAUCUUGUCCGUAAUGUUACAAUAUUUUUUUUAUUUCUUGUGCCUAUUGGAAUACAUGAUGGGAUGUUUUGAAAGAUUAAGAACAAAACAUUAUUUUUCUUUCAAGUUUUAAUUAAUAUGAAUUUUAGUUACAGAUUUAGAAAAAGGAAAGGACACUUUGUGAUUGAAUUUUUGAAAACUUAAAAUAUUUAGUCAAAAAAUUAUGUAUCUGUUUCCAACAGAAUUUUAAGCCAAAUGUGUAUUGCUUUAUUAUGAAAGUUGUUAGAAAUGUAUGUUACAUUCUGCUGAAUCAUAUUAGUUCAGCUCAAGUGAUAUUCAAGGAUUUUUAUUUUUAGAUAAAAAUAAGAUCUUAUUUGUUUUACCUGAGUGUAAAUGUGCAUUCAUCAUGAAUAGUCCUUUUCCAUGUAUAUUUAAAAGUCAUAUUUCUUUUGCAAUAAAAUAAUUUAAAGUAGAAGUGAGUUCUGUAUAUAGAUAUAUUUAAAAGCUUGUAUAUAUAAUAUUUAAAAUGUUGUACAUAAAAGUUGAAGUCAUGCUGUAUUUUCAAAGCAUACAUUAUUUGUGAUUCUUUUUUUCAUCUAAUGUAUUUUAUACUUAAUUUUUAUACUGUAACUGCUCUGGUAGCAGCCAGAAAUAAAAAUUUUAGAGUUGUA
Molecule: messenger RNA, 2842 nt
Organism: Stegodyphus dumicola
Lineage: Eukaryota; Metazoa; Arthropoda; Arachnida; Araneae; Eresidae
Product: N-acetylneuraminate (7)9-O-acetyltransferase
Source: RefSeq, a predicted model, not a curated record